AUGGCUGUACAGAGGCAGCGUCUACUUGACUCAUGCCGUGACAAGAGUAUUUCACUUCUUGGAAUCAACAAACAUGCGGUUGCCCUUCGAGGUUCCGAAGAUGCUGUAGAAACUUUCGUUCAGCACUACCAGCAAUUCUGCAGGACUGAAGAGGAUGAACUAGGACCAGAAACAGGAUCUGAGCUUUCAGAUGACCUCGCCCUUGAGCUGACACCUGAACUUACUUCGUCUCCACCAACCUCCUAUGCGCCAGCAGUAGAAAACCUUGUUGUAGGAGCUAGCCUUUGCGAGUCUUCCACCACUGCUCCUCAUAACGGUGGUCUUAAAGGAGUUCAUCCGUCAAUCAUCAACAAGAUUGGCGAGCUCACAGGAUGUAGUAUCGAGCACGGAGGCAAGUCAGCUAGUGGAUAUCCGGUUGAAGGCCAAAUUACUGUCAGUCUGCAGAAGGCACUGCAGAAAUUACCAAUCACACGAAACUUCCUAUGCUCCGAGAAUGAGACCAAUACAAGAUUUGCAUUGAAAGCUUUGAACGACACCCACGAUUACCGCAUCUUCAACAGUUUGGGCUUUAUCUCAAACGCGAACAGAACACUAAGCUCUCAAUUUGUUGUCAUGCUCUUGGACAAAUAUGGAGACGUCAUCCCAAUAAAGGAACAACCAAGAAGUUUGGCACAUGCCCAGCUUUGGUUUGGCCGUUGGUUUAAGGAGAUUGGUAUGGUGCACUGUGAGGAUAAAAUCACAGAUUCGGAAGACUUGAAAUCUCCCGAUAAUAAAGUGAAAGCUUGGCUUAAUGAGACGCCCAUGUCUCCUGGGGCAAUGGACGAUGAGAUACCACCAAUUUCGGGCCCACUGAGCGUUAUAGAAGCCGAUCAAAGCCAGCCUGACUUUGUGACAACAAAACGAAACCGCAAAGUCAAAGUCACUCAAGUGGCAGAUCAAGAGACUCAGCGUUUCAUACCGGAAGUGGUCUACAGACCAGCCAACACCAUGUUACGCCAGCAGCCAUCUACUCAGACCCUUCCCAGCAUUGCCAUAAGUCCUGUAGCAGGACUGUCUGAGAGCGGUGCUAGGGCUCUGCCUCCGGUUAUAAAUGCGGCAGAAACAUCAAACGCCAACAGCCUCUACUACGACCAGGUCGCACGGGAGCAUAAAAUGCUCGAUGGAAACGAGAACAUUCACCAUCGAAAAGUAAAUGGUAACGACCAGGAGGUGUUAGGAGACAGCUUGCUAGAUGCAUCAAAUGAUGUCUUACACCAGCUUCGAAUGCCUUCACUGCUGAUACGCGAAGACUCGGCUCCGCAAGACGAUCCUCCUGAACAGGCUAGCAAGACAAGUAGGUUUAUCAAUAUCACAACAAAUGAACAUCCCUUGAAUGACCCGGGUCAACCUGCCUCUGCCUUACGCUAUACGGAUCUCAAAGAUGGCAGCAAGACUGAGCUUCUGAUUGAUCUAACGCUAGAUGAAUCCCAAGAAGCUCCUUCAUGCGCAUCGUCCCUCCACUUGUCAACCUCGCAUCGCCGUACUAAUAAGCAGAGUGGGUCUACAAGGAAGCGCAAGGCUGGUCGGACAAAUGCGAAAAGCCAGUCUCAGAAGCCUGAAUCUGAUUGGACUGUUGCGUCUGAUGGAAGGACCCACGAUAUCAUUGGUUUGCCAAGUACACCAAAGGAGAAUGUUAUACACUAUACCAUGCGGCAGAAGACGCCCAACCGCACUCCACUAAUUGACGAGGACUUAGAGCAAAAGGAGACGAUGUUGGCCGAGAUGCUAGAUCUCGCACGAUCAUUUGCUGGUCCCUUAGUCUUGAAGAUUGAGUUUGGCAGGUUUCUGAUCGAUCCGGUCACUCUGCCGAUUGUGUUAAGGAACAAAAGAUAUUCGAAGGAGAAUUUGACCUCCGUAAUGUGCGGCAAAGAAAGUAUUCGGCCGUCUUUCAUCAAUAGAUUGACUACAAAGGUUACACAGGCUGAGUCAAUGCUCGACUUGAAACUGCGCGCAGGAAAGACGCUGUUCGAACGAGAACCCCAAGACUGGAUCGUUACUCAUGAGAUACACUGCUCGACGCCCCAGGGGGAAGAUGUUGUUAUCAUCAUUCAUGAGGACAGCACCUAUCACAUCAGCCCAGUAAAGCGUGUUGUGGGUGCGCUGAAUCUAUUUUAUCCCAAGCGUGCUUGGGAUGCUCGUCUUGUGGUCCAAGGGUCGGAGUGCCUUGGAGGUAGUCAAAAGGCAGACUUUGACGGUAUUGUUCAGAGCUUCAAGGUCAGCCCUCGUCCACUAAGCUUAAAGAAUGAGGUCAACAUCACGUUCCAAGUUCCCUCGACGGCAUUCAAAAUCAAAGGCUUAAUAGCGAGAAGGGAGACCAUCCAUCAAACACAAUAUCCUGACCUACAGCUUCGGCUUACUGAGGUCUUCGAUGCCAGCUGCAAAGCCUUUGGAGAAAUUCCUACGAGCUUUGUCGGGGCGUUGAACUCAACGCUAGAGAUGUCGGCUAUGGAUAAAGUAUGGUGGACGGCAUCAAUCCAUUCUAUCAAAGCGAAUGCAAUUCUGAAAUCGAAUGAGAGUCUAGCGCUUGGCGAACAAGCUGGCUGGAGUCCACAAGGUGUACUGCAGGGCGGAGUCAUACGCGAUCUGCUGUCGAUAACGGAGGAUGUUGUGACUAGGAUCGAUCAUAUUGGCCUCCGGAUAUGA
Molecule: messenger RNA, 2682 nt
Organism: Bacidia gigantensis
Lineage: Eukaryota; Fungi; Ascomycota; Lecanoromycetes; Lecanorales; Ramalinaceae
Exons: 3
Coding region: 1-2682 (893 amino acids)
Source: RefSeq, a predicted model, not a curated record